CGGAAGCGGCGCGGGGCCGGCGGCUGCAGCGCGGUGCGGCGGAGCGGCUCCGGAGCCACUCCGGCUCGACUCCGGCUCCUUCCCUCUUCCCUCGCCGCGGCCGGCCGUCCCGAUGAGCGGGCUCCGAGCGCUGCGCGGCGCGGCGGGGACGCCGCCGCCGACCUGCCUGCUCUUGCUGGGGCUGCUCCUGCCGGGGCUGCUCCUGGCCGCUGCGGGCGGCGAGCAGGAGGCGGCGGCGGGCGGGCGGCGGGGGUCGCGGGCGGGCGGCCCCCCUGCCUCCUCCUCCUCCUCCUCCGCGGCGGACACCGCGGCCGUUGUGGCAGAUCCCUGCAGUUCUCUCAGCCCACCGUGCUUUACUGAGGAGGACCGAUUCAGCCUAGAAGCUCUCCGCAUGAUACAUAAGCAAAUGGAUGACGACAAAGAUGGUGGUAUUGAAGUAGAUGAAAGCGAUGAGUUUUUAAGGGAAGAUAUGCAGUAUAAGGAUGCCUCUAAUAAACAUAGCCACCUACACAGAGAAGACAAGCAUAUUACCAUUGAGGACCUAUGGAGACGCUGGAAAACAUCUGAAGUUCAUAACUGGACCCAAGAGGACACCCUUCAGUGGCUGUCAGAAUUUGUUGAACUGCCCCAAUACGAAAAGAAUUUUAGAGACAGCAAUGUCAAUGGAACAACACUUCCCAGGAUAGCAGUAAAUGAACAUGCUUUCAUGAUCUCUCACCUCAAAAUAAUUGACCGGAGUCAUAGACAGAAACUUCAGCUUAAAGCCUUGGAUGUUGUUUUAUUUGGACCUCUCACACGUCCCCCUCACAACUGGAUGAAAGAUUUUGUAUUAACAGUUUCUAUAGUUAUUGGUUUUGGAGGCUGCUGGUUUGCAUAUACCCAGAACAGAACCUCCAAAGAACACAUCACAAAAAUGAUGAAGGACUUGGAAAGUCUCCAAACAGCAGAACAAAGCCUUCUUGACUUGCAGGAAAGGCUUGAGAAGGCACAGGAGGAGAAUAGAAAUGUAGCUGUGGAAAAGCAAAAUCUGGAGCGCAAAAUGAUGGAUGAGAUCAAUGAUGCAAAACGAGAAGCUCAUCGCCUGAGGGAGUUGAGGGAGGGAGCUGAAUGUGAGCUCAGCAGACUCAAAUAUGCAGAGGAAGAGCUAGUACAGGUUCGCAUGGCUCUAAAAAAGGCUGAGAAGGAAUUUGAGCUGAGAAGUAACUGGUCUGUUCCUGAAGCUUUACAGAAGUGGCUUCAGUUAACCCAUGAAGUUGAAGUACAAUAUUACAAUAUCAAAAGACAGCACGCAGAAAUGCAAUUAGCAAUCGCCAAAGACGAGGCAGAAAAGAUAAAAAAGAAGAGAAGCACUGUAUUUGGAACAUUACAUGUUGCACACAGCUCCUCACUGGAUGAAGUGGACCAUAAAAUCCUUGAAGCAAAGAAGGCGCUCUCUGAGUUGACAACCUGUUUACGAGAGCGUCUUUAUCGAUGGCAACAGAUUGAGAAGAUUUGUGGUUUUCAAAUUGCACACAACUCUGGGCUACCGAGCUUGACCUCCUCUCUGUACUCUGAUCACAGCUGGGUAGUUAUGCCUCGAGUUUCCAUUCCUCCUUAUCCAAUUGCAGGGGGAGUUGAUGACUUAGAUGAAGAUACUCCUCCAAUAGUUUCACAGUUUCAUGGGUCCAUUGUAAAACCUCCCAGCACACUGGCAAGAAGCAGUAGCUUGUGUCGAUCAAGACGCAAUGUUGUGCCAUCAUCUCCACAGUCUCAGCAUGCUUUGCACUCCCCUGACCCUGACAUCCUUUCUGUGUCGAGCUGCCCAGCUCUUUAUCGAACUGAAGAGGAGGAGGAAGCCAUUUACUUCUCUGCUGAUAAACAAUGGAUCAAAAGCAAUGUCAGCUACUGGGCGAAGAGAAGAUGGAUGGUAACACAAUUCUUACAGCAUGUUGAGCGUGUACCUACUCUUGUUACAUGGCCUCAUAGGAAAAGGUUAAAUUCCUUUUGGAAGGAGCAAAUGAGCUUGUUGAAAGGGAAGUACAGGAAGCAGGUUCAGAAUGUGACUCCUUAAAUUCAUCCGUUGGAAGGAAGCAGUCUCCUCCAUCUAGUCUUGAGAUGUACCAGACGCUUUCUCCUCAGAAAGUAUCCCGGGAAGAACUCUCACUGGAGGAAUCAUCUACAGGAGACUCCUCUUCUCUAACUGCAGAUAUAUCUAGGGGUUCUCCUGACUGCGUAGGCAUGGCAGAAACUAAGAGCAUGAUUUUUAGUCCUGCAAGCAAAGUUUAUAAUGGAAUCCUGGAGAAGUCCUGCAGCAUGAACCAGCUUUCAAGUGGGAUCCCAGUCGUAAAGCCUCGGCACACCUCGUGUUCUUCAGCCAGUAGUGACAGUAAACCCAGCCACGAAGCUUCUUCUGUCCCUAGGAUAAGUAGCAUCCCGCAGGACCUGUACCAAAAUGGUGAAAAAAACAAAAAGCCAUCAAAAAUAAAAAGCCUCUUUAAGAAGAAGUGUAAGUGAGGUGGGCAGAAGAAGCCUUGUAGUAAUGUUAUAAGUACUGUUUUUUAAAUCUUUAGGAAUGUAAUUCCAUUUGAGCAUUCCAGACUGGAUGCGCUAAUGGAAUACUCUGUAGGUGGAUUCUAUUUAACUGACUCUGCUGUCAAAGUUUGUGCCAGCUGUCAAUGAGAAAUCAUUAAAAAUUUCAGACAGUUUACAUUCA
This is a messenger RNA of Cygnus atratus (black swan), 2692 nucleotides long. RefSeq names its product stromal interaction molecule 2 (gene STIM2). The transcript has 13 exons. The record is from RefSeq and is a predicted model, not a curated record. NCBI's taxonomy places the organism in Eukaryota, Metazoa, Chordata, Aves, Anseriformes, Anatidae. Gene Ontology annotation, molecular function: calcium ion binding; calcium channel regulator activity; protein binding. Gene Ontology annotation, cellular component: endoplasmic reticulum; plasma membrane. Gene Ontology annotation, biological process: intracellular calcium ion homeostasis; activation of store-operated calcium channel activity; store-operated calcium entry. Bases 113 to 2050 code for a protein of 645 amino acids.